This is a messenger RNA of Gongylonema pulchrum, 1098 nucleotides long. The record is from the annotation of a GenBank genome assembly. NCBI's taxonomy places the organism in Eukaryota, Metazoa, Nematoda, Chromadorea, Rhabditida, Gongylonematidae.
AUGUUUGAUAUAUUUGCGGGGCGAUUACGAGCAAUACGAGCAGAAAUGAUGGCUCCCGAAGGCCUGGUGAACGCACACGAAUACCCUUCUUGGGAGGUGAUGAAGAAAAUUGUCGCAAAACUGGCCAGACAGGAUAAGCAGAGUCAAUAUCAACCAUGCGCUGGUGUAUGGGAUGAUCAGUUUGAUAUGAUGCCAUGGGAUGAUAAUAGCCCGACACUAGCAUUUCGACGGAAUCUGCAAAGACAAAAUAUCCGAGCGAUCGAUUGUGGUUUACGGCCUACAGCAACUUCACGUGAAUGUGAAGAAAUGGAAGAAUACGAAGAAGCGGACACUCAUUCCUGUGAAGAAAUGGAAGAAUACGAAGAAGCGGACACUCAUUCCUGCAUUUCAAUGGCUUCAAACAGCGGUGGCGAGUUUGUCGAGGUGCUGGAUGUGGUGAGUGAAAGUGAAAUGUACGGCAACGAGGCAGCAGCUUCUGCAUCCGCACGAAGAAGACGAAAAAUGGAGCCGGAAGCACCGGGACUGAUUUCUUUGUUCGUCGAUGACCGACAAACUGCUGAUUCAACAGCUGCUAACCAGGACGAAGCAGCAGCAGCAGCGGCAGCAGCAACAUCACACGAUACUGAUGACAUUGAUGCUUCUACGGCACAAGAUGAAGCAAGCAGUGACGUGCAGUACUCUGUCUCCGACCCAUCGACCACCGUACAGGAUGAAGCAAACAGCGGCGUGCAGUACUAUCUUGUGCCAGAUGAUGACGAUGAUGAUGAUGAGGAGGAAGAGGAGGAGGACGAAGAUGAGGAUGAGGAUGAAGAUGAUGAAUUUGAGGAUGAGAAUGAUGUUGAUGUUGAUAUCGAUGAGGCAAACAAUCUUCCCAUUGCUGAUGAGGACGAUGAGGUGAUGCGCGAGUACCGUAAUAUAGUGUCAGAAGUGGAGCAACUUGAAAGAGGUUUGCAACUUGAAAUAUGCCUCCUUUUAAACCCGUUGUUUACUGGCAAAACAUUAUCGCACAAACGGUUUCGAAUCAUCAUCUUUUGUAAAGAGAGGAAUUCAAAGGAAAUUUUGCUUCUUUGGGGCUUAUUUAUUUCAAAAAACUUGUGA